This is a messenger RNA of Dracunculus medinensis (Guinea worm), 309 nucleotides long. NCBI's taxonomy places the organism in Eukaryota, Metazoa, Nematoda, Chromadorea, Rhabditida, Dracunculidae. The record is from the annotation of a GenBank genome assembly.
AUGAAUGUACUCAAUCUUUUGACGAAAUAUACGAAGAAAGGAAUGUGUCCUUUAGCUGGAAGUAGCGUCAGUGUUGAUCGAUUAUUCAUUAACCGACAAAUGCAGAACCUUGCAGCGCAUCUUCAUUAUCGAACAAUUGAUGUAUCCAGUUUUAAGGAGAUCGUUAAAAGGUGGUAUCCAGAAAAAUAUGCUACAAUGCCAGCAAAAAUUGGAAAGCAUCGUGCUGUUGAUGAUAUUCUUGAAAGUAUUGAAGAAUUAAAGUGGUAUUGCCGGAAUAUUUUCAAGGAAACAGAGAUUCCUGUACAGUGA